This is a messenger RNA of Malus domestica (apple), 1347 nucleotides long. Its product is annotated as choline-phosphate cytidylyltransferase 2-like. Gene Ontology annotation, molecular function: phosphatidylcholine binding; choline-phosphate cytidylyltransferase activity. The record is from RefSeq and is a predicted model, not a curated record. Lineage: Eukaryota; Viridiplantae; Streptophyta; Magnoliopsida; Rosales; Rosaceae. Gene Ontology annotation, biological process: CDP-choline pathway.
AGAGUGAAGGGUAAGGGGAGAGAGAGAGAAGCAGCAGAGGUCGUGGUGGCAGUGGCGGUGGUGGCAAAUUGGUAAAUUAAAAGCCCAAACCCCAUUUUCUUAGUGGAUUCGGAUGGCAGAGGUCGAGCCCAAUCAUACUAACGGCACCAGCAACGGCAGUACCAAUUCGAAUUCCAACCCCGCCGAUCAGCCGGACCGCCUUGUUCGUGUCUACGCCGAUGGGAUCUACGAUCUCUUCCACUUCGGCCACGCUCGCUCGCUCGAGCAGGCCAAGAAAUCGUUCCCUAACACCUAUCUGCUCGUCGGUUGUUGUAAUGAUGAAACCACUCACAAGUUCAAAGGCAAAACUGUCAUGACAGAGUCUGAACGUUAUGAAUCUCUUCGCCAUUGCAAGUGGGUAGAUGAAGUCAUUCCUGAUGCACCUUGGGUGAUCAAUCAAGAAUUUCUUGACAAGCAUGAGAUUGACUUUGUAGCCCAUGACUCUCUACCUUAUGCUGAUGCAAGUGGAGCUGGGAAAGAUGUGUACGAAUUUGUCAAAGCCGUGGGAAGGUUUAAGGAAACAAAGAGAACUGAUGGAAUUUCAACAUCGGACAUUAUAAUGAGGAUUGUAAAAGAUUAUAACCAGUAUGUGUUGCGUAACUUGGAUCGUGGAUAUACAAGAAAAGAGCUUGGUGUUAGUUUUGUGAAGGAAAAGCGAUUAAGGGUGAACUUGAGAUUGAAGAAGUUACAAGAGAAAGUGAAGGAACAUCAAGAAAAAGUUGGAGAGAAGUUUCAAACUGUUGCUAUGCAUCGUAAUGAAUGGGUAGAAAAUGCUGAUCGCUGGGUUGCUGGAUUUCUUGAGAUGUUUGAAGAAGGUUGUCAUAAAAUGGGGACAGCCAUCAGAGAUCGAAUUCAAGAGAGCUUACGAGGGCAGCAGUCGGGAGAAAAAUAUCUGCUGGAAAAUGGUAAGGUGGACAGUGAUGAUGGACAAGAAUAUUACGAUGAGGAUGAUGACGAAGAAUACUAUGAUGAUGAAGAAUACUAUGACGAUGAAGAAUAUUAUCAAGAGGUAUACGGGAAAGAUGGGAACAAUGAGAACGAAAAGGAGAACGAAAAGGAGAAAAAGAAGGAUGAGAAAGAAACGAAUGAGAAAUUAAAGUAGUAGGUUGGUAUGGAGUUCUGUACAAUGGUAUAAGGUUGCGUUUGAUGAUGAUAUAUGAAUUCCCUGCGGUUGAGAAGGGGAAUUCGGUCGAAACGUAUGUUUAGUGUAAUUUCGGGUUUUUUUGUUCAUCGCCAGUGUGCUUAGAACUCCAUUACAUGAGACAUAGUUAUACAUGAUAGUGCUAUUUGCCUUUGCGUUUCUGCUUC